Oikopleura dioica is the source of this 312-nucleotide messenger RNA. The record is from the annotation of a GenBank genome assembly. Lineage: Eukaryota; Metazoa; Chordata; Appendicularia; Copelata; Oikopleuridae.
AUGGAACUGGAUGCAAAAGAAGCCGCUUUGCUCCGCUCGAUUCUCGAAGCCGUCUCUUAUGAAGACUUGCCAAAUAAACUUAAGAAUCUUGUUUCUGAGAAAGAAUACGCUGACAGAGUCAUGAGCACAUGCUGCGACCGACAGCUUGUUUUUAACAAAGUUGCAAAAUUGGCGAUCAAAAAUGAACUCUCCUAUUACCAAACUAUGGAAAAAUACUGUCGCGAACGAAUGAGAAUUUAUCCUUACCAUCUUCAGGUAACCAUUGCUUCUCCUAAAUUUUCCUUGCAUUUUUUUCGUGUGCAAUCGACUUAG